AUGCAAAAACAACUUCCUUAUUUUGGAUAUGGAAAGAAGGUGGCUUCCAUGUUAUUGCUUUCUGUUUUUGUCUGGAUUUGUGGCUUGUUUUAUUUUGGUCUAGAUUUGAAAAGUAACACUAGUGUUUACUGGUUGAUGUCUCCAUUUAUUUGUUUGUUAGGUUUUGGGUUAUACUCGAUGAUAUCUAUUUCAAUUUCAUUACUUCAGUUUUCAGAUGUUACAAAUGGAAAGGCUGAUCUAGCAGAAGACAUUUUGAGAGCUCAAUCUAAUUUAGAAAGGAGAGGAUUCAAACUAGAUUAA
Molecule: messenger RNA, 300 nt
Organism: Cryptosporidium ubiquitum
Lineage: Eukaryota; Apicomplexa; Conoidasida; Eucoccidiorida; Cryptosporidiidae
Exons: 2
Coding region: 1-300 (99 amino acids)
Source: RefSeq, a predicted model, not a curated record